AUGCUCGCUUCAGGCCGAAAGACCAGAAGAAUCAGAGCCGAAACGGAAACACACUGUCCUGGAACAGUCGUCGAUAGACGCAUCACUACCGUUUAUGAUUUCGACUUUUAUCUGCAAGCUCAUGAUGAGAUCAAGGGCCACGUGCGACCUACUCACUACACAAUUAUCUACGACAAGUGGGCACACACACCACGAGUUACUUAUAUGCCUGCUGCCACCAAGGCAGUGGGCCUUGUACCCCUCACGCAUUAUACUGACCUGGCAUGCAAGCGGGUGUGGUAUUACCUCGAUGGAUUCCUAAACUCAGAGCAGCUUUCUGUGCCUGGCUCCUCGAGUCGGAAAGGCGAAGGUAAGGGUAAGGGUAAAGGAAAGGCAUGGCGGCAGACGAAAGGGAGGCAGGCCGAGCAACGUAUCUAUGAUGCUGCUCUUCAAGCAUGGGGUAAAGGCGUCCAUCCCAAUUUGAAGGAGACGACAUUUUAUAUCUGAAGAGAUAGCAUGGACAAUCUGUAUCUGUAUGGUGUUGUGGAACGUGCUUCUUUGUAACAUGUUUGAUCUUCAGGAUCGUGAGAUUAUUUCGAAACAAUUCCUGUU
Messenger RNA from Suillus fuscotomentosus, 591 nucleotides. RefSeq lists its product as uncharacterized. The record is from RefSeq and is a predicted model, not a curated record. Lineage: Eukaryota; Fungi; Basidiomycota; Agaricomycetes; Boletales; Suillaceae. Gene Ontology annotation, molecular function: nucleic acid binding. The transcript has 3 exons. Bases 1 to 486 code for a protein of 161 amino acids.